Molecule: messenger RNA, 2898 nt
Organism: Symbiodinium sp. CCMP2456
Lineage: Eukaryota; Dinophyceae; Suessiales; Symbiodiniaceae
Source: the annotation of a GenBank genome assembly
AUGUCGAGUGGUCUGUGGCAAAGCAGAGAUGGCCAUGGCUACGCUUACGGCUCCGAGCAGUGGCAGUGGGGCAGGGGAGAAGGACCUGAGGCUUGGCCCACUUGGUCGGCGAUGGGCUCUGCAGCACAAGCAAGUGGACACAAUGGCAGCAGUGACUUGGCUGUUGCAGGACAAGAUGAUGCAGCGGAGGCCAGACGAGAGGCUCCCGAUCCUGGCUCUAUGCCGGGCCCUAGUUGGAGCCGCGGGACCACUCAGAGGCAGUGGGAUGGGGACAGCUGGCAAGGACGACACUGGGACAACGCGGGGUGGCGUUGGAGUCAGUGGUGGCAGCCUGGAGGUCCGAACACCAGGGGCGAUUUUUCAGAUCCACCUGCAUGGGGUGGAUGGGGCAGCUACAGACUUUGGAAGAGGUCUGUCAGGAGGUGGGACGCCAACACGGACGUCCCUGUGUGGAGACGUUUUGAGAAGCUUGCGAAGCAGAUGGACUGGGAAUUGCAGGCAAAGUUUGAGCAUGUCUCGGACCAGACGCUGAACUCGGCCGCUUACCUGGACGAGGUGCUCAGGAUUCUCGAUGCCGUGGCGGGUGAGAAGGAGGCGAGCGAGAAGCGGCGAGUGGUCAGAGCAGCUCUGUUCGAAGGCCAGCGCCGAAAGGAUGAGACGCUUUCCCAGUUUGCUUUACGAAGAGAGCAGGAGUUCCUCGGGAUGGAGCCGUACUUGCCUAUGGCUCCCGAGCUCAAGGCCUUCAUUCUCGAGGAGACUGCGGGCUUGACGAAGCAGGGCGUGCAGAACCUUCGUACCUUGACUGGGGGCGGCACGGACUACCACCGAGUCAUGAAUGCCCUGAAGCUUCUUGAUGUUGAGGAAGAGCCUAUGAUGAAGGGGAAAAGCACGCUGAUGGUGGCUGGAGAAGGAGCUGACGAGGAAGAGAGUGACGACAGCGACAUGGAGAAUCUCCUUGCAGAGGUGGAUGGCCUUGAUGAAGGAGAUGCUCUCGAUGUUCUGGCGGCUUGGGAAAAGGGAAGGGACAAGCCCAAGCGGACAUGGAAGGAGAACAAAGACAGGAAGUUGGCCGCUCGCAAGGACCGGCGAGUUUUCGGACGUGACGGUCGAAGAGGUCGCUUGUCUCUUGAGGAGCUCAAAAAGGUGACGAAGUGCGCGAAUUGCGGAGAGAAAGGACACUGGAGGGAUGAGUGCAAAAAUCCCUACCGACCUCGGCCGGCUGGCGUCGCAAGGCCGGAGACAGGAGCUCCUCCCAAGGCGGUUUCCUUCGUCUACUACGGUUCUGCCGAGGACGACCCCAGCUCCUCCACGUUCGUUGGGCUUGCUUGUGCAAUGGCGACCGCUCUCGGAGAAGUCUGCGAGGGCCCCCAGGAGAACCCCGAUUACCCGAUUCACCACAAGUUCACCGAGGUGAGGGACCGCGAGGGCUCUGGUGAGGUUCUCGAUUACCCGAUUCUGCAAAAGUUCGAGAAGGACAAGGACUUCGAGGGCUGUGGCCAGGUGAUGUUCGAAUCCCUUGAGGACCCCGAUUACACGAUUCACCGCAAGUUCACGGAGGCGAGGGACUGCGAGGGCUCUGGCGAGGUUCUCGAUUACCCGAUUCUGCGAAAGUUCGAGAAGGACAAGGACUUCGAGGGCUGUGACCAUGUGAGGUUCAAGUCCCUUGAGGACCCCGAUUACGCGAUUCACCGCAAGUUCACGGAGGCCGACAUCACUCGGGGCAAUGGAGCCCUCCUUCACUUGUUGAGAAGUGGAACCUUGAAGAUUGACGAGAUGGAUGCCGAGCUGGAAAGACGACAGAUGCCAGAGGGACGUCGCAGGGGCAAAGCCGCCACUAGCAAGCUUCUUCGCGAAGAAGAAGAAGAGGAGGGCAAGGCAUUCCUCCUCUCCUUGCCCUUCACUCUGGCUGCCCUGGCCUCAAACGCUACCAACAUGUGUAGGAUUGCCGGUGGCAUCACAGUGACCUUUACCGGCUCCGGCGAUCGGGGCUCCAGGUCGCAGCUACCGGCCAGGCUUUCGAGCGCCUCCCGGCUGGUAACGCGCACCCGCGAGGCCUUGCCGCAACUGCUCAUCCAGGGAAAUGCUCAGGAGCUGUCGAAUCUGGCAUGGGCUCUCGCGACCCUGGCGUGUCCAGAGCCCAGUGAGGCCCCUCUGCCGCCGAAGGCUGCAUCCCUCUGGGCUCAGCUAGGCGACUGCUGUGCAGCAAGCGUGGAGGAGAUGACCAGUCAGCAUUUGGCCAACGUGUCCUGGGCCCACGGAUCCUUGCGCCUCGCCAAUCCGGUCUGGUUUGCGGCCGUUUCGCAGCGCAUCCUGGCAGAAUCUUCGAUGCAGCAUUGGGAGCCACGCCACGUCGCCAACGUGCUUUGGGGCUUCGCACGAGUGGGACUGAAAUCCGACAUCUUGCUAGCCAAGUUAGAAGACGAGCUUUGCCGUGAAGAAGGCACUCUGCUCGCAACGUUCUCUGGCCGCGAUGUGGCGGCUGUGCUUUGGGCUUACGCCUCUCUUGAGGCGCCCAGGCCCCGCCUGGUCGGUGCGGCGUGCGCCGAGGCAGCGAAGCCUGGCCGUUUGCGAGGCUUCUCCGAACAGGAUCUGCAGAAUUUGGCCUGGGCCUUGGCCAUCUUCCGCCGCGGCGGAACCGGCUUGGACGGCCUUUCUCUGCCAAAGAUGCAACUUCAAAAGGCUCCCAACUUCGCUGUGCGGCCGGCCAAAGGCGGUCAGCUUGAGGCCGAGCUCACCACAACGCCGGAGAAGCGUAAGCACUUGGCUGCAGCUGCUGCAGAUUUCCAGGCCCUGGAGCAGCGCGAAGAGGCCCCGACUGGUUUGCAGGUGGUCUCCAACGACGCCUUAGCCGAGCUGCUGCAGUCUGCGGAGCUGGUGGAGCCAGCAGAGCUGACGAGU